This is a messenger RNA of Acanthochromis polyacanthus (spiny chromis), 1527 nucleotides long. RefSeq names its product duboraya (gene dub). Lineage: Eukaryota; Metazoa; Chordata; Actinopteri; Pomacentridae. The transcript has 7 exons. The record is from RefSeq and is a predicted model, not a curated record. The coding region runs from base 84 to 1091 and encodes 335 amino acids.
ACUCUGGUUCUAUAUUUAACCUGCAGGCCUGCACUCGCUCUUUCACACGUACUCGACAGAAACGCCGACGGACGACCGACAGGAUGGAGGAGGAGGCUCCGUCCCAUCUCUCUGUGGCUGAACUGGCAGGAAGAUUUAAAGGCUCGGCUCCUCCACAGAACGCUGCUGGGAAUGGAGCGGAAAAACCAGUCAGACGACGACCGCCUCGGACCUUACAGCUGCCCAAACCAGAUGGAGACAACCAGGAGCCUCCUUCAGGUGUGACCUCUCCUCUACCUGCCAAAGCCAAGAGGAACUCUGCUCUAAUAGAGAAGCUCCAGGCCAACCUCGUCCUCUCCCCCUCGGCUCACUCUCCGAAGAGUCCCGGCUUCAGGCUGCUGCCCCCCUCCUUCACCCCGGCCUCCCCAGGCUCCGCCCCCAUUACAACGGUACCCGUCUCAUCCUCAGCGACCCCCACCAGCCCAGUCACCGUCGCUCCGGUAACCAAGGAGGAGGGCCCCGCCUCCUUCGAAGCCCCUCCCACAGCGUCGGAGGGAUCCAUCCUGUCGAGCAUCAACAAGGGCAGACCUCGUCACUCCAUCCGACGCCGUCCUCCGUCCCGCCGCCACAGGAAGUCCAGUUGUGGAGACGACGUUGGUGUCGCCGGCGACGACGCAACGGAGACGCAACCGAGUGAAGCAGAGGACAAAGCAACGGGAGGACAGGAAGGUCCAACAGACGUCUUAACACCUCCAGAGGAACACCAAACCCACGGAGAAGACGAGCCGAAGAGCAGCAGCGAGGUGAAGGAGGAAGAAGACGAGACGAAGAGCAGCAGCGAGGUGAAGGAGGAAGAAGACGAGACGAAGAGCAGCAGCCAAGUGAAGGAGGAAGAAGACGAGACGAAGAGCAGCAGCGAGGUGAAGGAGGAAGAAGACGAGACGAAGAGCAGCAGCCAAGUGAAGGAGGAAGAAGACGGACCGAAGGGAGGAGAGGAAAGAUCUCCAUCAGACCCAGAGGAAGAGAAGAAACAGGAUUCGACGGAAGUAGAAACUAAGACAGACGACAGAAAAGAAAAAGAGAACGAGGAGGCGACAUGUUUGGCCCGGUGAGGAUCACAUGAUUGGACAGCAGCCAUGAUGAGCCCCUGGAGGGCGGGGAGGGAGACCCUGCAGCAGCGAGGCCCGAAGGAAAAAGCCUGCAGGGCUGAGAUAACGAGGUUUAGCUGCAGCGAGUUAACGAGACGAUCUGAAGAUCCAGAUCCAGCUCAAAGCUUCUAACCUGCAGCACACUGCAACGCCACAUUCGUACUUUUAUAAAUCAAUAUGAUGUGAUUUAUUCGUUGUUGUUGUUGAAAUGAUUUCUUGCUGUUUGGUGCCUUUAAAACCGUGACUGAUGAUUUCUGGUGUUUAUUUAAAACCACAGAAUGUAAAGGGUCAGCAGGUGCUUCUCUGGAAAUAAUAUGCACCGCUCUGAGAGAGAAAUUCUGAAGCCUGAUUCCAAAGUUUGUUAGAAAAAUAAUAAAAAAAAUGUUGGAUAAAAAAACGG